Messenger RNA from Leptomonas pyrrhocoris, 1179 nucleotides. RefSeq lists its product as hypothetical. The coding region runs from base 145 to 1179 and encodes 344 amino acids. Lineage: Eukaryota; Euglenozoa; Kinetoplastea; Trypanosomatida; Trypanosomatidae. The record is from RefSeq and is a predicted model, not a curated record. The transcript has a single exon.
GUACCAGAAGGGGAGCGCAUUUCCGCGUUGUCUCUUGCUGCGCUUCACCCCCCCCCCUCCUUUUCUGUUGCACGGUUGUGUUGUUGUAGACAAACAAGAACCAAAAGAGAGAAAAAUAAACGAAGCGCUACAAAGUUAGCAAAGAUGAAGUCGUUUUCUGUAUGCAGCCGUGCUGGCGCUGUGUCGGCCACGUGGGCGGCCUCUCGUGCGUUUGUGGCGCAGCCCACCGCCCUUCUCCGCGGCUUGGAGCAGCUGCAGGACGUACCAAGCUCUACCGACCGCAAGCCCACCGGUAUGCACCGCGGUCCAGGGAAGCGCCAGACCGCCCCGAAGGAGGCGGCGCAAUACCAAUUUAUCAAAAAGUGGGACCUUCAAAUGCGCGAGUCGUGGGACGACCUAGAGCCCUUCAAAGGACUCGCCAAGCCAAAGGCUCAGUUUGGCAACGAGGCGGCGGAGGUUAUCUGGCCAUACGCGCUGCUUCUCGAGCACGUGAUUAAGGUCCACCCCUACACCAAGUCCAUCUACGUCUAUUAUAGUCAGCGCCAGAGCUCCGCGCAGGGCCAGCUGGCGGCGAAUGCGGCGAAGCGGGUCGCGCAGGAGUACCUGAUCCCCAUCACCUUCCAUAACUCCCAUGUGUACGUGGAGACGGAGAUGCUGCUCGAGUACAGCGAGACGCCGUGGGUGGUUGUGAACUGCCUCGACGGCUCGCACCAGGUGAUCCCUAUCAAGCCACAGGAGGGCCAAUCCGUUAAAGAAGGGGCGGAAGAGGUGCUCCACGCCAUCGUGCAGGCCUGCAACGCCAUGGGAAAUGCCGUCAAGAACCCGAAAGAAGUCAUGCGUGUCCUGAGCGAGCGCCCACUGCAGAAUCAAUACGUUCGGGUGAACUACCAGUGGUACGGCGACACCCCGGAGGAGCGGAUGAGCCAUCUGGUAAAGUGGGACUUUGAGCCGGAGAACGUCGCGCCACAGCUGCACAACCGCACAAUGCACGUCCUCGAUUGGAUGAACUACGAUGGCAAUUUGCCAACGCACAACUCCGUGCGGAUUAACGUGCGCCGCGAGGCCGCCCGCAUGCGCAAGCCGAACAUCGCGCCGGGACCUCGCACCUUCUUCAACUCUGCCGGCGCCCGUGCCAACGCACGCACUGCGCGCUUUAAUAAUUCUCGCUCACCGCAGUAG